GCUGAUAGAUCGGACGGUCGCCAAUAGUGCCAUAUCGCCAUGAAAGUCCGAGCAUAGCUUUCCCUCACGGCAACGCCGAACGACCGACCUCUCUUUCCCCUGCCAGCAUGUCGUGGAUGCGCCAGCAGACCAAUGGCACGUCCAACCACACAAAUGGAGGUGGAAACAUGCUAGGCCGGUUUGAAUACGAUAGCAGUCGCGAGAACAGCGUGGAGGACCGGAGUCGAUCUCGCGGUGGGCCAGGCACAUAUGGAGGGCUUCGUGCACCACGUCAGCCAUCACGACUUGGAGGGCAAGAGGAUGGAGGGUACGACAGCGAGAGCAGGAGCAGGAGCAGGGUCGCAUCGCGAUAUGGACCUGCCAGUGGACAAGUAGAAGAUAUCCUACGCUUCAUCGACCGGCAAUGGUCUUUCAUGUCUUCCGACAAUUGCAUACCCGUCAAGGUCGCCUUGCAACUAAUGGACCCGUCGUCACUUGGUCUAGCAGAUCAGUAUGAACAGUUCCAGGAUGUUCAUCAGCAGCUACAGAAUGCGCUCAAGGUCAUUGUGAACGAGCACCAUCAAGGAUUCAACAGUAGUAUCGGUACAUUCCACAAGAUACAGGCUGCCAUUGUGGCAUCUCAGCAUCGAGUGCGAACCCUGCGAGGCGGUCUGGUCCUGGCGAAGAGCAGUCUGGCGAGUCCUCGCCCGGAAUUGAAAGCCUUCGCGCAGAGCAGCCAGAGCUACGACCAGAUGCUGCAGGUCCUCGGCACGAUCGAGCAGCUGCAGGCUGUUCCAGAACAGCUCGAAGCUCAAAUAUCGGAAAAGCGCUUUCUUGGCGCUGUCGACACGCUGCAAGAUGCGCUCAAAAUGAUCAGGAAGCCAGAGAUGGAAGAAAUUGGAGCUUUGAGCGAUCUGCGAGUCUACUUGAGCAACCAGGAGCAUUCCCUUACCGACAUCCUUGUCGAGGAACUACACAACCAUCUCUACCUCAAAAGUCCAUACUGUGAGGAGCGGUGGAAAUCGCAUAUGAAGCGAGAUCCCUCAACAGCAUCCAUUGACGUGGCCCAGCGAGCAAUGCAUCAAUUUCUGGAGAAUUACGAUGGAUCUCGACCGAUGGCCGAAGACACGACUCGCAAUCCCGAGGCUGACACAUUCUAUUACAUACAACUGUUGUUGGAGUCGUUGAACAAGAUGGCUAGGCUAGAUGUGGCUGUUGAUGCCAUUGAGAACCGUUUGCCGGUCGAGCUAUUCACUGUCGUCGAGCGUUCGCAUAUGGAGGUCGAGCAAAGACAUCCUGCAAUCUUACGAACAGCUACGAGAGGUCAGCAGAAGUCGGGCUUCACUGCUGGACCACAAGGAGAGCGGCAGGCCACACUAGAGGAUCUACUGACCACCUUAUACGCGAGGUAUGAGGCGAUAGCGGAGGGACAUCGCGUACUUCACGAUGUUACUGCAGCCAUAAUACGGAGAGACUCACACGAAGAUCCAGCCUUGAAUCGCAGUUUCCGGGAACUAUGGAAGCUCCUCCAGAGCGAGAUUCGGUCGUUAUUGCACGAUCAUCUGGCCACAGCAGGAAAUGUCGGCCAUCGAUCACGGCAGCAGGCUGACUCCAGCGCCAAUAUCUUUCGUGCCCAACCGCGCGACCGGAAUCGGAAGCUUUUCAAGAUGGCAGACACGGACAGCAAGUCUAAUGAGCUCGCCACCGAGCGUGAAGAUCUUGAGUUCAUAUUGAAGCAAUCUGUCCCCGGCUUGAUCGGCAACAGUGCGCAACAGGCGAAGCGGGAACGCGGUAGAAUAGCAGAUGUGUCGGCGACAGGUCACAAGUUGCUGGUGGAGCCAAGCGUGUUCAACAUGGGCAUCCUGCUCAAGCCCUCACUUGCAUUCCUCAACCGCUUACGAGAGGUUGUUCCGCCGAACUCGGGCGUUGUCUCUAGCACCUUGACAUCGUUCCUCGACGACUUUCUGAUCAACGUCUUCUACCCACAGCUGGAUGAAACUCUGCUGGAGCUUUGCAACCGCAGUAUGACCGAGAUGGACGCCUUCCAGACCGAUCCCACAUGGCAGAUGCACGCCCAGCGACCGAUCUUCAAAGGCACAGCACGAUUUUACGAACUCAUCGAAGCUUUCUGCGUCAUGUUGGAUACACUUCCUCACGACCAGAGCUUCAGUCAACUCAUCAUCACACAAUUGCGGACGUACUACGACAAGUGCUAUUCGUGGUCGAAGAGUCUGCUGCAACGAGCACAGCUAGCGCAAGAAGGCGACGUCAAGAUGCGCCUCGCAGCUCAUCUGGCCACAAGCGGAGACAUCAACGAUACUGUGAUCGAUCUCACCAAAGCCAGUCCUGCCGACGCCGUUGUUCUCGCAGAGAAGGAGACUGCGCUCCUCCUCAACACCGUCAAGACCCGCACCCUCGCAGAAGCCGACCUCAUCCACGACCGCAAAGCCCUCGCAGCGCUCUGCACUCUGCACGUCUCCAUGAAAUGGCUCGCCUCUCGCUGUCAACAACUCCGCUACAUCUCUCCAUUCGCCGUUGAGACCGCCAACCUCCAACCCCACGACCGCCGCCGCUGGACCCAAACUCAACAACUCACGACCGCUCCCUCAUCGCCCUACCUCCCUUUAGACGAGCAGACCGCCAGCGCCUUCGACGGUGCUGUGUCAUCCUUUACUGAGCUUUCAUCCCUCAUCCUCCGCACCCUGCAUAUCGAUCUCCGCCUCCACGUCCUGCAUGGUAUCUACACAGCCAUGGACACGACCUAUGCCCUCGGUCAGCCAUACAACGAUCCUGACGCAGCGAUCCUCAGCCUUUGCACAGCCCUUGGAACCUACGACAGCGCCAUUGCCGCCAACCUGCUAAAGCCGCAAUACGCCUUCCUCACAGCCGAAAUCGACGUGCUGGCCAACAAUGCGCUCGUGUCUCUCGUGGGCUGUGUGCGCGGUUUGGACAAGUUUGGUAUUGAGAGGCUAGGCUUGAAUACAUUGGUCCUGCAGCAGACGUUAAAGAUGUCGAUGCAGACAGAUGCCGAUUUGGGAAUUGCCGCCCGUUUCUAUGAAUUUGCGAGGAAUCCAGAGGAUUUGGUUACGAAAGGCGUGAAGGAGGGGUACGCGAAGGAGGAUUUGAAGACGUUGCUGAGGUUGUCUUGGGGAAGCGGCAGGGAGGGUAGCGUGGAGGACUUUGUGGCGAGGAUCGAGUGA
Zymoseptoria tritici IPO323 is the source of this 3179-nucleotide messenger RNA. RefSeq names its product Sec8 exocyst complex component (gene SEC8). NCBI's taxonomy places the organism in Eukaryota, Fungi, Ascomycota, Dothideomycetes, Mycosphaerellales, Mycosphaerellaceae. The transcript is spliced from 2 exons. Gene Ontology annotation, biological process: exocytosis; Golgi to plasma membrane transport. The record is from RefSeq and is a predicted model, not a curated record. Gene Ontology annotation, cellular component: exocyst. Bases 108 to 3179 code for a protein of 1023 amino acids.